AUGACAGAACCCUACAGCUUUGCCAGAUACUGAGCCUUGUUUUCCGGGGAGAAGCGGGGCCACACACUUGGGCUACAAAAAAAGGCACAUUAACCAUAGGGCGGGGCGUAGGUGGCCCAACCUAAAGGAGGAAGGACGGAGCAGGGGUGUGCGGGGGGGCCCAGGGCGGGCCGGGUACUGCGCCUCAAGUUGCCAAGCUGAGCCGAAGCGACGCAGGGAGGCGGUGCUACGGCCCUGCGGAGUGGAUCCCACAUUUACCGCCUUGCUGAGGUGGCGGGGUGACGAAGGUGACGCUGGGGGUCGGCUUGUCGUGGGGUGGAAGAAGCAGCGUGUUGCGCGCUACGUAGUGGGUGGCUCCGCCUCGAUUGGAAGUUGGUGUUUACGAAGUGACUGGCUGGUUCAAUCGGAGGACGGUGGGACAUUCUGAAGGGAGACAGGGACGCUGACUGAGCGCUCCCAAGUGGGGAGGAUGCUGGUGGUGGAGGUGGCUAACGGCCGCUCCCUGGUGUGGGGGGCCGAGGCGGUGCAGGCUCUUCGGGAGCGCCUGGGGGUGGGGGGCCGCACGGUGGGCGCUCUGCCCCGCGGGCCCCGCCAGAACUCUCGCCUGGGCCUCCCUUUACUGCUGCUGCCCGAAGAGGCGCGGCUACUGGCGGAGAUCGGCGCUGUGACUCUGGUCAGCGCCCCGCGCCCGGACCCCGGCCACCACAGCCUGGCUUUGGCAUCUUUCAAGCGCCAGCAAGAGCAGAGUUUCCAGGAACAGAGUGCCCUGGCAGCUGAGGCCCGUGAGACCCGUCGUCAGGAGCUGCUGGAGAAGAUUACAGAGGGCCAGGCUGCGAAGAAGCAGAAGCUAGAACACGGGUUGGGGACCAGUGGGAACCAGGAGGCUGGUGGGAGCCAAGCUGCUGAAGAGAAGGACACCAGUGAUGGCCAGACUUCUGGAGAGCAGGAGGAAGCUGGCCCCUCUUCUUCCCAACCAGAAUCUUCAAAUGGGGUGACCCCCUUGCCCAGAUCUGCUCUACUUGUUCAGCUGGCCACUGCCAGGCCUCGACCUGUCAAGGCUAGGCCACUGGACUGGCGUGUCCAGUCCAAAGACUGGCCCCACGCUGGCCGGCCUGCUCAUGAGCUGCGCUACAGCGUCUACAGGGACCUGUGGGAGCGGGGCUUCUUCCUCAGCGCCGCUGGCAAGUUCGGGGGGGACUUCUUGGUCUAUCCUGGUGACCCACUCCGCUUCCAUGCCCACUAUAUCGCUCAGUGUUGGGCCCCUGAGAACCCCAUCCCACUCCAGGACCUGGUCUCUGCUGGCCGCCUUGGGACCAGUGUCAGAAAGACCCUGCUCCUCUGUUCACCACAGGCUGAUGGUAAGGUGGUCUACACCUCUCUGCAGUGGGCCAACCUGCAAUGAACUCCAGAGACCUGGGGGAUGUGAUUGGCUGGCUGUGACAACAGUGUUUGUAGAUGUGUGCAAGCUCAUCUCCGCAUGGGAGGCUGGAAUACUCUCCUACCUCUCUCUACGGUUAGUUUUUGAUUCCAUGGAUUUGAACACUAUGCCCUUUUUAUGUUCCUCCCUGUUUCAAAGCAUUUACUGGCUGUGUUUUUGUAGUACCUAUCUCUACACUGGGCCUCCGAGAGUGAGGACUGGAUUUGAUUCAUUUCUAUUUUCUACAGGGCUCAAAUCUUAGAAGAUUUCAAUAAACUUGUUGAAUAAAUGUU
Nycticebus coucang (slow loris) is the source of this 1710-nucleotide messenger RNA. It is a transcript of the gene TSEN34, whose product is annotated as tRNA splicing endonuclease subunit 34. Gene Ontology annotation, molecular function: tRNA-intron lyase activity; nucleic acid binding. The transcript is spliced from 5 exons. The coding region runs from base 470 to 1402 and encodes 310 amino acids. The record is from RefSeq and is a predicted model, not a curated record. Gene Ontology annotation, cellular component: tRNA-intron endonuclease complex. NCBI's taxonomy places the organism in Eukaryota, Metazoa, Chordata, Mammalia, Primates, Lorisidae. Gene Ontology annotation, biological process: tRNA-type intron splice site recognition and cleavage; tRNA splicing, via endonucleolytic cleavage and ligation.